Myxocyprinus asiaticus (Chinese sucker) is the source of this 3284-nucleotide messenger RNA. Its product is annotated as heterogeneous nuclear ribonucleoprotein A1-like. The transcript has 11 exons. The record is from RefSeq and is a predicted model, not a curated record. Lineage: Eukaryota; Metazoa; Chordata; Actinopteri; Cypriniformes; Catostomidae. The coding region runs from base 120 to 1145 and encodes 341 amino acids. Gene Ontology annotation, molecular function: RNA binding.
GAAUCGCCUCUGUUUGUGACGUCACGACAUGUCGUGACCUCACCAGAACGGCGGUUUCUGGCUGCUUACAUUCGUAAAGAGGCUGCUCGAGGUCUGCUGCUAGUCAUAUAGAGAGCGCCAUGUCUAAAGAGCAACAGGCGCCCCGUGAGCCCGAGCAGCUCCGUAAACUGUUUAUCGGGGGACUCAGUUUUGAGACAACAGACGAGAGUCUACGAGCCCAUUUCGAGCAAUGGGGGACCCUUACAGACUGUGUGGUUAUGAGGGACCCCAACACAAAGAGGUCAAGAGGUUUUGGGUUUGUGACCUAUAGUUCAGCCAGUGAGGUAGAUGCAGCAAUGGAUGCACGUCCACAUAAAGUGGACGGAAGAGCUGUUGAACCCAAGAGGGCCGUGUCUAGAGAAGACUCAUCAAAACCAGGUGCUCACUCCACUGUUAAAAAGAUUUUUGUGGGUGGAAUCAAAGAAGAUACGGAUGAAGAACAUUUGCGUGAGUAUUUCUGUCAGUUUGGUAAAAUCGAGGAGGUGAACAUCAUGACUGAGAAGAACAGUGAUAAGAGGAGAGGAUUUGCCUUUGUCACAUUUGAUGACCACGACUCUGUUGACAGAAUUGUCAUUCAGAAGUACCACACAGUAAAUGGACAUAACUGUGAGGUCAGGAAAGCUCUCUCCAGAGAGGAAAUGAACAGGGUUUCAAUGAAUCCACGAGGUGGCCGAGGUGGUGGUGGCGGCAGCAACUUUGGCAGAGGAGGCUAUGGAGGUGGAUAUGGAGGAAGAGGAGGUUAUGGUGGCGAUGAUGGAUUUAAUGGCUAUGGAGGGAAUGGUGGUGGCUAUGGUGGAGGCGGUAACCGUGGUUACGGAGGUGGCAGCGGUGGUGGUGGUUAUGGCAACCAGGGAGGAGGCUACAGUGGUGGUGGAUAUGAUAACUACAACAAUGGAGGUGGAGGCAACUUUGGAGGCAACUUUGGAGGUGGAGACUAUAAUGACUUUGGCAACUACAACAACCAAUCCUCCUCUAACUAUGGCCCCAUGAAGGGAGGAAACUAUGGAGGUGGUGGAAGGAGCGGUGGUGGCCCAUAUGGUGGUUAUGGAGGCGGCUCUGGUGGUGGUGGUGGUUAUGGUGGAGGCUCUGGUGGCCGGAGGUUUUAAGUUCCAGGGCCACAGUACUUAGGAGAGCCAGAGAGAGAGAUGACAGGGAAAGGAGAGAAUGAAGGAAAGCAGCAAGCAGGUUUACACCUAGAUCUACCCAGCCAAGCGGCGUGGUGGCAGUAUUAACCUCUGCCACGCGAAGAGAACAUGUUCAAUAGGGGAGGAAAAUCAUGUGGAGGGGUGGGGGUGGGGGGGGGAGACAACAACUUGUCAAAAGUACUCUCAUCCUGGCGAACAUUUACUAGUUUGUAGAUUGUCCCUUUUUUGUUUGUGAAGUGCAAAGCAUUCCAAUGAGGUUUUAUACAGGGUUUAAUUUUUGGCUUUUCUCUUAAACCAGAAGGGUGUCUUUCUUUUGCUCUUUUAAAUGUAAACAUUUACCAAUCAAGAUUAAAUAAACCGCUCCAGUUUUUUUAAAUUAUUAUUGCAUUAUUGCUGUGUUUUAAUUUAGUUAAAUGUGAUAUUCAACAGUCGCUCACUUGUGUACGAAUGAUUGUGUAGUACACAACGGACCCUUACCAAACUGUUGUGUGCUUUUGUGUAGCUAUCUUUCCCAAUCUUUAAGGUUUGUCUGUAGAUUUAAGCCUUAAACAUUUAGUCACCUUGACUUUUUUAAAGAUUAAUUAAAAAGGUUUGGAAGUACAACGGUCUUGGUAGCUGCAAAAUGAAUGCAACAUUGGUUUCACUGGGAUAUCAACCUUUCUUUGCAGUGAAGUUUCCAGUAAAGGAUUUCCAUUAAUGGUUUAUGUCCGUAAUUAACUUUAGUAGGAUAGUGCAUUUUAUUUGUAUUAUUGGGCUAAGUAUUUUUUCCCCCAUUUUGACAUUUUAUAUAUAUACUGCUAUUGCUAGUUAGCAUGUAGUUUCAUCUUUUGGACAAGUUGAAUGUCCUUAUGUUUUUAUGAUUGAAGUCCAUGAGGAGUUUUAGCAGCUCUGCAUUGCCAACUGAAGGCGAUCACUCGCAUAAACGAUCAGACUAUCCAAUGAAGUGUCAAGUUCUAGCCGUCGGGAGGAGCCAGCUUAAAGGCUAGACAAACAGAAGAGACUAUUGAGAAGUGCUCCAGCGAAGAGAGGCUAGCCAUUGGAUUGAGCCAGCUGAGAGGCUAGCUUAUUGGAAUCGCCAGCUAAGGGACAGUAGCAAGAUCCACGCUUGGAGCCAGAGAAGCAGGGGACAGCAAGCAGUCUUUUUGAGAACAGAUGAUUGCUCUUGUAAGACUAGCGAGAAACAGCUACCAAAGUAUUUAACAUACCAGACUGGUAGGUAAAAGGAGAAUUUUAGUUUUGUUUAAUGUCAAUUAUUUGUGCACAUCAAAAUAAGUUAAAAGAUUUUGUUGAUUUCGUUGUUGUGGUAAAAACAUGGCUGCUGAACUAUAACGGUGACAAUUUAUAAACUGAUUAAAGGAUCGGUAUCUUUAACUUUUGUUAUAAAAGUACUUAUGUUUUUAUGGUGGUGCAUGUGAGACUUAGACUUCCUGUGCUUGGCUACAUGUUUAGUGAUGACCACUUAAUGUUAAUGUGGUUAUUUCUUCUUCUAGGUGGAUAAACUGGUGAAUUUUAAUCCUGUGGCACAUCGUUGCAUCAACAGUAACUGGCUGAUAAUCUUGAAGGUAACUUUCAUAUGUUAAACAUAAUUUUAAAAUAUUUCAUCUCUCUCUUUCAAAAUGAUUCAAUUUCUUUACUUCCAGGCUAGCUAAAGACCGCUGCAAGCCUCUACCCCAAAAAAGUUUUUAAAAUUUAAUUUCUAUUCUAAAGCUCCAGCUUUUUACCCAUGUUUUAGGAUGGACAGAAUAUCUGAAAUGGUAAUCUAUCCUCGAACUAAACUGAAGUGUGAAACGAAUAAUACUAACAAUUAGUGUUUGAUAUCUAGAAACAGUGUUGUGGGUUUUUAAACACAUCUGUAUGAAUUUCUAGAUGUUUUCUUUGCUGAGCGACAUUUAAUGCCAGGCUUAAGUAUGUCAGCUGUGUUGGUGUCUCUACUUUUUUUAGUUAUGAAACUGAACUUUACUUUUUUUCCAGGUUAUCACAGCAUGGAGCCAAAUCAUAGCUGCUGGGCAGCAGUAGACACUUUUGUCUUUCAACUGUUUUGACAGCGAUUUCUCUUAGUUUUUAUUAUUUAUUUUUAAUAAAAUUGAGAUACAUGCAUUA